CACAUCCCCCAAGCUCGACAUGGUCCGCGAUUUUUGCUUGUCUGUCGAUAACCAUCAUCUCCUCGCUGCUGUACACAGCGACGACGACUAGUUCCCAGCGCUGAACAUGGCCGAGUUCGACCCGACCACCCACCCGCACCGUCGACUGAACCCUCUCACGGGCGAGCGCGUCCUGGUCUCCCCUCAUCGCACCAAGCGACCCUGGCUGGGCCAGACAGAGCCCCCGCAGCCGUCGGACCUCCCGCAAUACGACCCGAAAUGCUACCUCUGUCCCGGCAACACGCGCGCGGGCGGGGCGAAGAACGACGAGUACAAGCAGACCAUGAUCUUUGAGAACGACUAUGCUGCCGUUCUACCGCCGCCUGGACCGGCUGCACCCGCUGCUCCUCACCCACUGCUCACGACGGAACCCGUCCAGGGUGGCUGCGACGUCCUGUGCUUCCACCCGCGGCACGACCUGACCCUUGCACGCCUGGCUGUGCCGGACAUCGAGCGCAUCAUCGAGGAGUGGUCUGCGAUCUACAACAAGCGCGGUAACCAGGAGGGCAUUGAGUAUGUCCAGAUAUUCGAGAACAAGGGUGCCAUGAUGGGCUGCUCGAACCCACACCCGCACGGACAGGUCUGGUCGCUUUCAGACGUGCCCUCGCUCCCCGCAACCGAGCUCGCCAACCUCAAGCGGUACGCUCUCCAGAAUGCCCCCUCGGCCUCGGCACCCAAGGGCCCGGAAGGGAAGGCCUGCCUGCUUUGCGAGUACGCGCAUUUUGAAGUGGGCGUGGCGGAGAGCGAGGGCCGCGUCGUCGUGAAGAACGAGCACUUCGUCGCGCUCGUCCCCUGGUGGGCCAUCUGGCCGUUCGAGAUCAUGCUGCUGCCAUACGCUCGUCAUAUCCCGUCGAUUGCGGACCUCACUUCCGAGGAGCGGUCCGCAUUCGCCUCGAUCCUCUCGCAGAUCACUAAGCGCUACGACAACCUCUUCUCAUGCUCGUUCGCCUACUCCAUGGGCAUCCACCAGCGGCCCGUUCCCCGCAAAGCCGCCGACGCUGCGGACGCGGACGCCGCGCAUCUGCACCUGCACUUCGACCCGCCGCUUCUGCGGAAUGCGAGCGUGCGCAAGUUCCUCGUUGGGUUUGAACUGAUGGCGGAGCCUCAGCGUGAUCUCACGCCAGAGCAGGCGGCAAGCCGUCUGCGUGCUUGCUCGGAGGUGCACUACCUGGAUACUACGGAGGAAGCCCCGAAGACUGCGGAGAACCCGACGUCCAAGGAUGUCGACCCGACCAACAGCUGAGGUGCCCAAGGAGGAACGUCAAUGAUCCAAAAUGAAGAUAGACGACGGACGAUGAUCGAUAGAGUGGAAGUAAUCUGGCAAUUGUACAAUGAACCCGGUUCAGCAACGCGU
Molecule: messenger RNA, 1393 nt
Organism: Rhodofomes roseus
Lineage: Eukaryota; Fungi; Basidiomycota; Agaricomycetes; Polyporales; Fomitopsidaceae
Product: HIT-like domain-containing protein
Exons: 5
Coding region: 107-1282 (391 amino acids)
Biological process (GO): beta-D-galactose catabolic process via UDP-galactose, Leloir pathway
Cellular component (GO): cytoplasm
Molecular function (GO): zinc ion binding; UDP-glucose:hexose-1-phosphate uridylyltransferase activity
Source: RefSeq, a predicted model, not a curated record